Molecule: messenger RNA, 1659 nt
Organism: Microsporum canis CBS 113480
Lineage: Eukaryota; Fungi; Ascomycota; Eurotiomycetes; Onygenales; Arthrodermataceae
Product: VerA
Exons: 4
Coding region: 1-1659 (552 amino acids)
Molecular function (GO): monooxygenase activity; heme binding; oxidoreductase activity, acting on paired donors, with incorporation or reduction of molecular oxygen
Source: RefSeq, a predicted model, not a curated record
AUGAUUCUCGCAUCUGGUAUACCCAAGCUCCUGGUUGUGAUAGGGCUUUCCGUGUUUACAGCAUUGCUGGUGCAUUUUCUGACUCGGGCAAUUUCGAUCCGACAGAGGUUCUACAAGAUGAAAGCCAGAGGGAUUCCCAUCAUGGAGCCGUAUUCACCACUCCUUGGCCAUCUUCCCUUGUUGAAGACCUUAGGGAAAGGGCUACCACGCGACGCUCAUGGAUCAUAUACGUCAAUGAAGAUAUUACAGAACUGGCAGAAAUACUUUCCUACCGCGAAGAAGUGCCCGCCCCUAGUAUAUCUAGACGCGUGGCCCUUUAUGGCUCAGCCCAUCAUUAUGGUUAUCGCGCCUGAGCUCUGCUCGCAGCUCACCCAAGAAACACCUCAGCCGAGGCAUUCGAUGUUCGGAUGGGCACUUACUCCAGUGACGGAUGGCAUCGACUUGAUAUCAAUGAAUAUGGCGGAUCAUAAGGUAUGGCGUUCCAGACUGAACCCUGGAUUUUCAUCUAGGAACGUCAUUCAGAAUAUGCCCGCCAUCCUGGAGGAGGUUUCCAUAUUUGCCCAAAAAUUGAAAGACACCACAGACACGGACGGCUACGAGUGGGGUAACAUGUUUACACUUUACGACGCAGCUGUUGCACUGACUUUUGACGUUAUCUCAAGAUUUACACUUGAUAUUCACCUGAAUGAGCAAACGAGUGGGCCUGGACCACUGCUCAAAUCUAUGAGAAAUUUGAUUGCUCUUGUCAAGUUGAAGAACAUCAAGAACAGGCUGGAACGACUUACUCCCGGGUUCAAGCGUGUGGUAUCACAAAAUGCUGCAACCAUAAGGAAUAUUCUGUUGCCUCAGAUAGAGCUACGAUUCAGCGAGGCUCUCGACUCGAAGAAUCAGAAAACGGUGAUUGAUCUAGCUAUCAAACAGCUAAAAGAAAGCGGAGAGCAGCCUACACCCGAGUUGAUGAAUAUCAUCGUCGCUAACCUGAAAGCGUUCUUAUUUGCUGGCCAUGACACCACAGCUCAGACCAUUUGUUGGGUUUUCUACGAGAUUAAUAAAUACCCUGACAUCCUGCAAAUACUGCGCACCGAGCACGACCAAGUGCUAGGCCCCGACCCAAAAUCAGCAAAAAGGGUCCUGCAAGAAAGCCCUCAUAAGCUGAAUGAACUGAACUACACAGCAGCUGUCAUCAAGGAAACACUACGGAUGCACUCUUUGGCCAAUACCCUCCGCCAAGGCAGCCCCAACUUCAACUUCUCGCUGGACGGCAUGCAGUAUCCAACCGAUGACUGUUUCAUACAGACGGUCCCGACCUUGACUCACAUCCAUCCUGACCUGUGGCCUCGCCCGGCAGAGUUCAUACCCGAUCGCUUCUUGGUUCCAGAGGGCCACCCUCUGUAUCCCGUUAAGAAUGCCUGGCGCCCAUUUGAACUGGGAAACACCAAAUGCAUCGGUCAGGAACUGGCCUUGUCGGAGCUGAAGCUGGCGUUGGUGUUUACGGUACGGGAGCUGGACUUUGACUUUAAUUACGAGCUGUGGGAUAGGGUGCAGGGCAGGAAGACAGCAGAGACGGUCAAUGGCGAGCGCGCGUACAGAUGCGGUUCCGGCAUCGGCGAGGUCAAGGACGACAUGCCGGUAAGAGUAAGAUUGAAACAUCUCGAUUAA